AUGCACUGCCAUCUUGGAAAGAAGGAAUCCUGUCCCAAGUCCGACUCCAAGUCUUUGGGCCCGAGUCCCAAGUUUGACUCCAAGUCUUUGGGUCCGAGUCCCAAGUCCGACUCCAAGUCUUUGGGCCCGAGUCCCAAGUUUGACUCCAAGUCUUUGGGUCCGAGUCCCAAGUCCGACUCCAAGUCUUUGGGCCCGAGUCCCAAGUUUGACUCCAAGUCUUUGGGUCCGAGUCCCAAGUCCGACUCCAAGUCUUUGGGCCCGAGUCCCAAGUUUGACUCCAAGUCUUUGGGUCCGAGUCCCAAGUCCGACUCCAAGUCUUUGGGCCCGAGUCCCAAGUUUGACUCCAAGUCUUUGGGUCCGAGUCCCAAGUCCGACUCCAAGUCUUUGGGCCCGAGUCCCAAGUUUGACUCCAAGUCUUUGGGUCCGAGUCCCAAGUCCGACUCCAAGUCUUUGGGCCCGAGUCCCAAGUUUGACUCCAAGUCUUUGGGUCCGAGUCCCAAGUCCGACUCCAAGUCUUUGGGCCCGAGUCCCAAGUUUGACUCCAAGUCUUUGGGUCCGAGUCCCAAGUCCGACUCCAAGUCUUUGGGCCCGAGUCCCAAGUUUGACUCCAAGUCUUUGGGUCCGAGUCCCAAGUCCGACUCCAAGUCUUUGGGCCCGAGUCCCAAGUUUGACUCCAAGUCUUUGGGUCCGAGUCCCAAGUCCGACUCCAAGUCUUUGGGCCCGAGUCCCAAGUUUGACUCCAAGUCUUUGGGUCCGAGUCCCAAGUCCGACUCCAAGUCUUUGGGCCCGAGUCCCAAGUUUGACUCCAAGUCUUUGGGUCCGAGUCCCAAGUCCGACUCCAAGUCUUUAGUCUGA
Pogona vitticeps (central bearded dragon) is the source of this 855-nucleotide messenger RNA. NCBI's taxonomy places the organism in Eukaryota, Metazoa, Chordata, Lepidosauria, Squamata, Agamidae. The record is from RefSeq and is a predicted model, not a curated record.